AUGCGCGUGUGUAUGUCCUCGUCCACGCCAAACGCCGCGCUCGGCACCACGCCCGAAACAAAAAAGAGGCCGCACGAGUCGGAGCCGGAGUCCAGCUCGGCGUACUCGGACCGGCAGCCCAGCAAGGUUGCACGCAUUGGCGGCGGCGGCGGCGGCCUUGACGGUGGCGUGUCUGACGUCAAGGAGUCCGCCGCUGCCGAGGAGUCCGCCGCCGAGGAGGCCGUCGUCGCCGAGGAGCUCGAGUCUGCCGCUGACACCCUCAAAACCCUCGGCGCGGACGCUCUCAACUCUGGUACAGCCGAGCAGCUGCGGGGAAUUGCGAUGUCUCUCUGGAAGCUGAAUGACACCUUCGAGCAGCGGGAGGCGGCGAGGAAGGAGGCUGCGGCUGCAGGUCCCACCGACGACACCUUUUCGGGGCCUGAGGGUUGUCCCCGCGUCCGGCUCGAGCUCGACAUCGUGGAGCAGAUCAUGCUUCAGCUCUCUCCCAAGGACAUGGCCGUCGCCGCACGCGUCAACCGGCACUUUCUGCAGGCCGUUGAGCGCGCGAUUCCUGCGCGGCUGCGGCCCACGCCGCCCCCGCCGAAGCCCGGCGAGCCGCAGCUGCCCAACGACCCGCGGCGGCGCAACCUCGGCCUCGCGGUCGAUGCCGACGAGAAGGUGACGACGGAGCUGCUCGCGCGGCUGGAGUGGGAGGCGGGUGAGAGGCUGCUGAAGCUGCUGAAGGUGGCCGACUUGUCAGGACAGAGGGCUUGGCGCAUCGUGGCCAACGGGAAGCCAGCACCUGCGUGGGCCCAGCGAAACAAGUCGGCAGUGGUGGCAGCAUUCCGUGCAAGCGGCCCCUAUUCGUUGGUGAUCCUCCUCCUGACGUGCCUUUUGUUCCUCUCAAUGCCCGCCUCUGUGACCGAGGAGCACGUCGAGGACAUCGGCGCGGUUCUUGUGCGAAUUGCUGAGGACGACUCCUGCCAGCCAGGUGAGAUCGACGUGCUGCUCAAUGUCCUCAAAACGCUACCCGCGCGAGCCCUCGUGCGCAUCCGCGCCAAGAUCGACGCGUGCCGGAGCGCAUGUCUGGCAAACCACGCGUUCAAAAACCUCGUGCCCAAGGUGCGAGCGCUCCUCGCCCAGGCCGACGGUGCACCGUCCAUCUGA
This is a messenger RNA of Emiliania huxleyi CCMP1516, 1146 nucleotides long. RefSeq lists its product as hypothetical. The transcript is spliced from 3 exons. Lineage: Eukaryota; Haptophyta; Isochrysidales; Noelaerhabdaceae. The coding region runs from base 1 to 1146 and encodes 381 amino acids. Gene Ontology annotation, molecular function: protein binding. The record is from RefSeq and is a predicted model, not a curated record.